Messenger RNA from Dromiciops gliroides (monito del monte), 543 nucleotides. RefSeq names its product 60S ribosomal protein L17-like. Gene Ontology annotation, biological process: cytoplasmic translation. Gene Ontology annotation, molecular function: structural constituent of ribosome. The transcript is spliced from 2 exons. Bases 1 to 543 code for a protein of 180 amino acids. NCBI's taxonomy places the organism in Eukaryota, Metazoa, Chordata, Mammalia, Microbiotheria, Microbiotheriidae. Gene Ontology annotation, cellular component: cytosolic large ribosomal subunit; ribosome. The record is from RefSeq and is a predicted model, not a curated record.
AUGGCGGGGGUGGGAUUUAAAUUCAAAUUCUCUGCCUAUAGAUGUAGGAGGAUGCUCAUGCUUCAUCAUCUUCGUUGGGCUGCUCCAGUUGUGACUGAUGUGGAGGAAGUCUUUCUUGCUAUCAAGUAUUUGAAAGAUGUCACAUUGAAGAAACAAUGUGUUACCUUCCGUCGAUACAAUGGUGGAUUUGGCAGGUGUGCCCAGGCUAAACAGUGGAGUUGGACACAGGGUCAUUGGCCCAAAAAGAGUGCUGAGCCCUUGCUGCAUGUGCUUAAAAAUGCAGAGAGUAACGCUGAACUGAAGGGUUUGGCUGUGGAUUCUCUUGUCAUUGAGCAUAUCCAGGUUAACAAGGCCCUCAAAAUGCGACAGCAUACUUACAGGGCUCAUGGUCGAAUCAACUCAUACAUGUUUUCCCCUUGCCAUAUUGAGAUGAUACUGGCUGAAAAGGAACAAAUUUUUCCUAAAGCAGGUGAGAAGGUUGCUCAAAAGAAGAAGAUAUCCCAAAAGAAACUGAAGAAACGAAAUCUUAUGGCACAGGAGUAA